AUGGCCUUCCGUGGCUGGAAGCGGCUCCUCCUCUUAGGCAGGCAGGACCCCUUUGCCAAGGCUUGGAGGAACAGGAGGGCAGUCCCCUCUCUGCGCUGGAAGCGCUGCUGCCACUGGAGUGCUGGCAAGUCUCUGGACCCUGAGGUGAAAGCGUUUUUGGAGGAGAACACAGAGGUCACCAGCAGUGGGCACCUCACGCCAGAGAUACGACUACGCCUCCUCACCCCUCGCUGCAGGUUCUGGAGGGAAAAACCUGACCUGUGGCCUUACGGGGACCCGUUCUGGGCAAUUUACUGGCCAGGAGGCCAAGCCCUCUCCAGGUAUAUUUUAGAUAAUCCAUGCGUUGUCAAAGGACGAUCGGUUUUGGAUCUUGGAAGUGGAUGUGGAGCAACAGCAAUAGCUGCUGUGAUGAGUGGUGCAUCACAAGUCCUUGCUAAUGACAUCGACCCUAUUGCAGGAAUGGCAAUGAUCUUGAACUGUGAACUGAACCACCUGAAUCCCUUCCCCAUCACCAUUAAGAACAUAAUUAAUUCAGAGGCCGGCAACUGGGACCUCAUUGUUCUAGGAGAUAUGUUUUAUGAUGAACAACUUGCUGACGGUCUGCAUCGCUGGCUGAGGAAAUGCAUCAGGAUACAGAAAACUGAAGUGCUCAUUGGUGACCCUGGCAGGCAUCAGUUUUUAAGCCACAGCAUUCACAGUCAAUUGCACAAAGUUAUAGAAUAUUCACUUCCUGAGUAUACUAGACAAGAAAACAAUGGAUUAACAUCAAGUAUCGUCUGGAGUUAUCAGCCCUCAAACAGCUUAGAAAACUGUUGAAGCUGGCUUUCAAAUGAAUUUUGUCUCACUGGGUUGGCUUUUAUUUUGUAAGUAUAUAAAAUGAAAAUGGGAAUUAAACAUGGAACAUAUCUGUUGACGCUAAGUAGAUUACUGUACCUUCACUGUACUGAUUUCAGUCAUACUCACUGAGGCUUUCGCUCCAUUUGAGGUAAAAACUACAUGCAAACUAUUCAAAGGGGCCUGCACCAAAGUGCAAAUCCAAAGAUAAGUUACAUGUAAGAGUUUGCAUGCUUGAUGUUUUUCAUGUAUAUUCACAUCUGGCUCUCUGACACCAUUGUGAAAUGUUUUGGACAUCCAGCAUACUGCUGUGGGG
This is a messenger RNA of Charadrius vociferus (killdeer), 1150 nucleotides long. RefSeq names its product methyltransferase like 20 (gene ETFBKMT). Lineage: Eukaryota; Metazoa; Chordata; Aves; Charadriiformes; Charadriidae. Gene Ontology annotation, molecular function: protein-lysine N-methyltransferase activity. The transcript is spliced from 3 exons. Gene Ontology annotation, cellular component: mitochondrial matrix. Bases 1 to 816 code for a protein of 271 amino acids. The record is from RefSeq and is a predicted model, not a curated record. Gene Ontology annotation, biological process: peptidyl-lysine trimethylation.